Molecule: messenger RNA, 3469 nt
Organism: Scaptodrosophila lebanonensis
Lineage: Eukaryota; Metazoa; Arthropoda; Insecta; Diptera; Drosophilidae
Gene: Hip1
Product: huntingtin-interacting protein 1
Exons: 9
Coding region: 96-3245 (1049 amino acids)
Biological process (GO): clathrin coat assembly; actin filament organization; endocytosis
Cellular component (GO): actin cortical patch; clathrin-coated vesicle
Molecular function (GO): phosphatidylinositol-3,5-bisphosphate binding; actin filament binding; phosphatidylinositol-3,4-bisphosphate binding
Source: RefSeq, a predicted model, not a curated record
AAGAUAGUUAUAUAUGAAAAUACCCAUUUCUUGUUCAGUGUGUGAAUCAUAUUUGGUACACUUAGACACCGAAGCUCCAUAUUAUAAACUUCACAAUGUCAACAAAUAGCGAAAAGGACUUCUAUAAUUUGACUAUCAGUGUAAAUAAGGCUUUGAAUGGAAUCGAAGCUCCAUUAAAAACGAAGCAUGCACGAUCUGUCAUCAUUAUGAUCCACAAAGCGAAAGAAGCUAAAUCAUUUUGGAGGGUAGUGUCCCGCCAACCCCUUAUGGAGAGUAGAUUCACGGCAUGGAAAUUUUGUCACUUACUGCACAAAGUCUUAAGGGAAGCACAUCCAUGUGCGUUGCAACAUUCCCAAAGCCAAAAAACAAUGAUUCUGGAGAUAGGCAAACUUUGGGGUCAUUUACAAGACGAUAUUGGAUAUUGUAUAAAAGCAUAUACCAAGCUCCUCGUUACUAAAUUGAGCUUUCAUGAAAAGAAUCGUAUGUAUCCUGGAUCAUUACUGAUUGCAUUCGCCGACAUCGAAAAAGUUGCAGAAGGAGACAUCAAUUUUCACUUCCAGCUGUGUGUAGAGAUUUUUGACUACUUGGAUGAUAUAAUUGCACUACAAUUGACAAUAUUUUCUUCUAUUAAUACGUAUCGGAUGUCCUCCAUGACGCAGCAAGGACAAUGCAGAUUGGCUCCAUUGAUUUGCCUUAUACAGGAUUCCAACGCACUUUAUGAUAUAAGUGUGCGACUAAUGUUUAAGCUGCAUGAUGUAUUGCCUAAAGAUGUGUUAAAUGGUCAUCGAGAUAGAUUCAAUGAUAUAUUUGUUAAGUUGAAGUGUUUUUAUGAAAAUGUUCGGCCACUGCAAUAUUUUGCAGAUCUGAUCAAAGUUCCAUUAUUGCCGGAGUGUCCAAACUUUAGAUCCCAUACUAUCCAAACUUAUGUAGCACCAGUUUUAGUUGUGCAACCAGAGCCAAUCGUCGAUGAUCUUGUAAAUACUAACUUUGAUAAUUCCUCUGAACUGGAUGGAAUUGUAGUUCAACGUGUGGAAACGUUGGAAAAUAUUAUAAGUGAUAAAGAAGAAAUUAUAGAACAGCUUAAAAGUAAACUAGAUAUUUUUAAAACAAAAUAUGACGAGCUUGAAGUAAAUUAUAGCCGUGAUAUAUCUGAACUUCAGAGAAAUAACACGGCUUUAAGUAACGAACUCGCAUCGACGAACGAAAUGUGUUCGAGUAUGCGGUUGGCAAAAGAUGAACUGGAACUGCAAUUAUCAAAUACCCCUACAUUAAAUCAAAAGGUUUUGGAGGAUGAAGAAAAGUUAAAACUAUCUGCUGAAAAGUUUGACAAACUAAAAACAAUGUAUACUCAAAUCCGAGAUGAGCAUAUUAAUUUGUUACGGCAGCAAAGCGAUUCAUCAAAAAGGUUAACUAAAGAAAAACAAACCAAUUCAGAAUUGAUGUUGGAGAUUAAGUCACUUAACCAUGACAUGUCAGAGCUCAAAGGACACAUUGAUGAGUUGACAGAGAAUAACUCAAAUCUUUUAAAAAGAAUUGAUGAGCAAAGUGAACACUUUAUUAAAUUUGAGUCACUUCAAAAAGACUUGAGGACAAAUUUUGAAGAAACUAUACAAAAGAAGGAUGAAGAAAAUAUUUCUUUACAUUCUACUGUUCAACAACUAAAGGCGAAGGAAAUUGAACUUGAAAAUCAUAAAUCACAGCUUCAGACCACUGUGGAGAAACUAACCCAAGCGGAAGACAUAAUCAAAGCUAAGGACGAAGAAAUUCAAAAAAAUUUGGCUCACUAUGAAAAAGAGGCGAAAACCCGUUCAGUAACAUUUGAAGAAAAUGAAAAAAUGUAUCAAAAUGAUUGCCACAAUUUACGUUCAAAUUUGGAAGAAUUACAAAACAAAUUAAUGCAAAGUGAGCAGUCUUCUGAGGAACUAAAGCAACGUAUAACAUCCCUUCAUCAAGAAAAAGAAGAGACUGGACAAAAAUAUUUAGACCUAGAGAAGCAAGUCCAUAUACAUAAGGGGGAGCUAAACAAUGUAAUUAAGGAAGCUAAUGUGCUGAAAGACUCCAAUAAAAAAUGUCUCGAGGAUACUCAAGAGCUCAGGCAACUAAUUAUUAAAACUAUUGAAGAGAUAUGCGCUUCCAAACUUCAGGAUUCCACACAGCAACCACUGGAAGUAAUUCCGAAAAUAAUUCUGGAAACGGAAUCUUUACUUGAUAAAACGGUAUCUUCAUCCCAAGCGUCGGCCGCCCUUUCCAUAUACAAAAUAAAAGAUAUCAUUAAUUUGGGAUACACCUUUGUAAAACUGUAUGAUCAAUGCGAUUUAAUAUACAAAUCAACUACAGAAAUUGAAAAAGGACAAAAUAUUUUCAGCCAAAUAAGAUCAAUUUGCACGCAAUUCUUGCGACUUUUUCAAAAUCUGCAAAAUGAGAAAACAAAUCAACAAACUGAUGAAAUUGUAAAUGAAAUAAAAAUAAAUUUGAACACUCUUAAGAAAUUGGUUCAAGAAUUAUUGGACACUUACGACAAUAAAGUUGAUCUGGACAAAUUGGUCCAGAUUGAGCUAAAGGAAAUGGAUGUUGCUAUAGAAGCAGCUGCAAGCCAAAUUAUGGAGCUACUGUCAAGUGCUCGCAAAAAGCACAACGGAAUAAAGUUGGAAGUUAAUGAGAAGAUCUUAGACGCCUGUACUACAUUGAUGGAAUGCAUAAAAGUUCUAAUUGUGAAAUCGCGUAUUCUUCAGCAAGAAAUAAUUUCGUCUCGAAAAGGAAACGCUACUGUGAACGAGUUCUAUAAACGAAAUAGUCAAUGGUCCGAAGGCUUGAUUUCUGCAUCUAAAAGUGUUGCAAAAGCUGCAAAUUAUCUAGUUAAAGCAGCCAAUAAUGCUGUUGUAAGCGAAUCUGGACAAAACUUUGAGCUAAUAGUCGCUGCCCAGGAAAUUGCUGCUUGCACUGCCCAAUUAGUUAUUGCGAGUAAAGUGAAAGCGAACGGCGAAAGUAAAAGUCUAACCGAUUUAACUGAUGCGUCUAGGAGCGUAACUAAGGCAACUGGUACUGUCGUUGCCACCGUCAAAGAUUGCAACGUCCAAUUGGAGCAAGCGACGGAUGUUGAAUUUUGUAAACUGACACCAUCCCAAAUUAAAACCAUGGAAAUGGAAAUACACGUAAAGGUAUUACAACUGGAACAAGCACUUCAAACACAACGAUUUAAGCUGUCAGCAUUCCGCAGGGAGCAUUACCAAACCACAGAGUAUUAAAAUGCUAUUCAAAGAAAAGAACAUUGCACAUUUUAAGUAGUUAACUUGUUUUUUAAAGUUUAUACGCAUAUGUAUGUUGGAAACAUAAACAUAAACAACUCUACGUUAACCCCAAUAUGUACCCACCCGCAAGUACCUGUCUAAAACCUACAUUAUUGGUGGUUUUUAUAUUUUACAUCAUAUUGUUUUGGGUUCGUAAAUAAAAUACAAAUUAUGCAACUGAA